This is a messenger RNA of Triticum urartu, 1906 nucleotides long. Lineage: Eukaryota; Viridiplantae; Streptophyta; Magnoliopsida; Poales; Poaceae. The record is from RefSeq and is a predicted model, not a curated record.
GAGCUGUGUGAAUUUAUUUUUGAUAUUAAGUGAAACAGAAUGAAGAAAAGUAGCAAGCACGCUGGAAUGCGAGCUGGGUUCUUCACCCACAUGCUUUAAUCUUCUCAUUUAUCUUGUUCAGUUAGUUGUUUUCUUUGUGUUGUAUGAUUCUGCCAUAGUAAUCACUUCGGGUGAAUAGGGGAAGAAGUGACUGUCAUUGAGCUGGAAUUUACGUCUUAAUGCAUUUCUUGAUGGAUUGAACCAACUGAAUAAUAGGGAAAGUUGUUCUCUUGGUUUAAUAAUUCAUCCGAGUAUGCUCGCAGACUUGCAGCCCACAAGUCAUGGUUGCUGAAUAUGGUAUGGAAUUGGAUAUAAAGUUGUGGCAUUAACUCUACAUAACUGUUCAUGUGGAAAUGUGGGAUAAAUUGGAAAAGUUUCAUUAAACAAUAUCAUUCUGUGGAGUUUGCGAUUUUACUCAAGCUUUUGUUCACUAACUAGCAAAAGUCAUGGUUUUCUACAAAUGAAUGUGGAAUGAAUCCUAAUAAGAUAUCUUCACUACUAACUUGGAAGUAAAGACCUGGAAAAAAAAAACUCUUCACUGCCUUAUGGGAAUGUGCAUCACCUAUUACUAAGGACACUGUUAGUUUUUUCCUCUGAUUCAUGCAGUGAUGCUUUCCUGGUUCAGUUUUCCAGGAUUCACUGUUGCUCAUUGUGAUGCUGGUGCAACUUAUGGAUCGAUUGAUAGUCCUGAUCUUGCCAAUGAUCUUAAUGAGAAGAUACAUGACUCGAUUCAUGAUCUCCAAUUACCGAUAAAAGAAUACCCGUUGGAGCUGAAGCCGCUUUUGUAUGCAUUUGGCUUUAAGCAUUUGAGUAUGACGACUAUUAGGGCCUUUUUAUUAUACUAUUUACCACUUCUGGAGCCUCGUCCGCCCACUGAUGACGAUGACGAUGACGAUCUGCUUCAAGAUGAUUCAGAGAGGCCGCCGGUUGACCUGGUUACUCCCUUCCAUAAUUCAUUGAAGCAAAUCGCUCGCGAGAUUUCUGUUGUAACAACAAGAAGAGUAUUCGAAAGGAUUGCGGUUCGUCAUGUUUCACAAAGAACAGCAUGGAAGCUUCUCAAAGAUGCUGCAAAAUCAUCAAAGAGGAAAGCUCUGAGGGGGAUGUCAAUUCCAGAAUACACAUACUGUGUUGCCAGAACAACUUUCCGAGCGCAUGCAUUGGGAGUAGCUGCUACUUGGGUUGUACAAUCUGUCGUCCAGGUCUACAAAUGUUUUAUUCGUCAACCUGAUAAUGAUGACGAAUUGUUCGACGAGAAGGAAAAACUCAGAUUGUUUGCGAGAAGGAUCUAUAGUGUAACCAUCAAAUGUGGUUUCUCUUUGGUUUUUGCCUCGAUUGGAGCAGGCCUCGGCGUCCUUCUGCAUCCAGUGCAUGGACAAUGGAUUGGUUGUAUCCUUGGAGAUUUUGCAGGACCAGUUGUUGCUAUCCUUAUUUUCGAGAAGUUACAGUUCCCGCUAGAAGGUUAAAGACCACCAUCUCCUGCUACAAAGUUAAGAAACCCAGGUCAUCCAACCUUGUUUCUAGCCUGCCUGGUUUUCGAAGAACAUGAAGUGGAGCUCCUUGGCCUUGAGUCUACCCUUUCAGGAUAUUCAUUGGCCUAACUUGGAGCUCAAAGUUGAUGAAUAACUAUGCAUGCAUGGUUAAUAGCUUUUCGUGGCACAAUGCCUUUGGGUAUUGUGUAAUGCUUACUUUUGGCACAUUUAAUAACUAGCUACUGUACUUCGUUGCCGUGCUUCACAUUUUGAACUCAAAGGAACAUUUCUGUCCACUGGUUUGCUAAAUUUCUACAGUAAGUACUUCGCUGCCCUUGUUGUGAACUGAAUCUGGUAUAUCUAAGGCCCUCUUUGUUUGAGCCACAUAUUCCUGAGAA